GAGGCGGGGCCAGCCCCAGGGCCCGCCGCGACCUCGCAGGCGGCGCGGCGCGCCCCGCCGAGGCAGCGAACUCCGCCCGGCUCGGCCGCCAGUCGUGCCGCCGCGGCCGGCGAGGAGGCGAGCCCGUGGCCAGAGGCGCCCCGGCGGCGGAGCCAGGCCCUGCUGCGCCACGUCGAGCGCGUGGGCGCCGUGGAGGAGUGGGGCCCCGGCGUCGAGGAGCUCCUCGAAGGCCUCGCCCCCGAGCCCCCCGUGGCCUUCGCCAGCGGCUGCGGCGCACCCUUCGCGCGGCGGGAGGCGGCGCCACUGGGCGGCGGCAGCCGCAGCGGGGAC
Molecule: messenger RNA, 330 nt
Organism: Prorocentrum cordatum
Lineage: Eukaryota; Dinophyceae; Prorocentrales; Prorocentraceae
Source: the annotation of a GenBank genome assembly